AAGAGCAAGCAGGUCUUUUUAUGUUGUUUGUUUUUGUUAAACAUGUAAAAUCCCUAGGAAAGGAUGCAAGUCAGACCUGCUUUGCAGAAGGUGUCUGGAAGCACAAGAAGGUUUCACUAACAUCAUCUUAUGUUGGACAGGACUGCCUCUGAUAAAGGCAAAAUGGCUUUCAGUAAAGGAUACCGUGUCUAUCACAAGCUGGAUCCACUUCCAUUCAGUGUGAUAGUGGAAACCAGAAACAGAGAAGAAUGUCUCAUGUUUGAAUCCGGAGCUGUGGCUGUCCUCUCUUCUGCAGAAAAAGACACAAUCAAGAAUACCUACUCCAAAGUAAUGGAUGCGUAUGGGCUUUUGGGUGUAUUAAGAUUAAACCUUGGAGACACGUUGUUACAUUAUCUGGUUCUAGUAACAGGAUGCAUGUCUGUGGGAAAGAUUCAAGACUCUGAAGUUUUUCGAGUUACUUCCACUGAAUUUGUAUCGUUACGAAUUGAUUCAACAGAUGAGGAUCGUAUUUCAGAAGUGCGCAAAGUUUUGAACUCGGGAAACUUUUAUUUUGCGUGGUCUGCAACUGGUGUCAGUUUAGAUCUUAGUCUCAAUGCUCACCGCAGCAUGCAGGAGCACACCACAGACAAUAGGUUUUUCUGGAACCAGUCACUGCAUUUACAUCUGAAGCACUAUGGUGUGAACUGUGAUGACUGGUUGUUACGUCUCAUGUGUGGAGGAGUGGAGAUAAGGACAAUUUAUGCGGCUCACAAGCAAGCAAAGGCUUGUCUCAUUUCACGACUAAGCUGUGAACGGGCUGGCACCAGAUUUAACGUCCGGGGAACAAAUGAUGAUGGUCACGUUGCUAAUUUUGUUGAAACAGAGCAGGUGAUAUUUUUAGAUGACUCUGUGUCAUCUUUCAUACAGAUUCGAGGAUCUGUUCCAUUAUUUUGGGAACAGCCAGGCCUGCAGGUGGGAUCCCAUCGUGUCAGAAUGUCAAGGGGUUUUGAGGCGAAUGCACCAGCUUUUGACAGGCAUUUCCAAACUCUUAAAAAUUUAUAUGGCAAGCAAAUUAUUGUAAAUUUACUUGGGGCAAAAGAAGGGGAGCACAUGCUCAGCAAAGCUUUUCAGAGCCAUUUGAAAGCGUCUGAACAUUCAGCUGAUAUCAAAAUGGUGAACUUCGACUAUCAUCAAAUGGUUAAAGGUGGAAAGGCAGAAAAACUACACAGUGUACUUAAACCUCAAGUCCAGAAAUUCUUAGAGUGUGGAUUUUUUUAUUUUGAUGGAAAGGAGGUUAAAAGAUCUCAAAGUGGUACUGUCAGAACAAACUGCUUGGACUGUCUGGAUAGAACAAACAGCGUGCAGGCUUUCUUUGGCUUAGAGAUGCUAACAAAACAACUGGAGGUAUUAGGAUUAGCUGAGAAGCCUCAGUUGGUUACUCGCUUUCAGGAAGUUUUCCGAUCCAUGUGGUCUGUGAAUGGUGAUUCUGUCAGUAAAAUUUAUGCUGGAACUGGAGCCCUUGAAGGAAAAGCUAAGGCUGGAAAGCUGAAGGAUGGUGCUCGUUCUGUGACCAGAACGAUUCAAAAUAACUUUUUUGAUAGCUCCAAGCAGGAGGCCAUUGAUGUUUUGUUAUUGGGAAAUACCCUAAAUAGUGAUUUAGCAGAUAAAGCACGGGCUCUCUUAACCACCAGCAGUUUACGCGCAUCUGUAAAAGUGCUAAAGAGUAUGUGUGAAAACUUUUAUAAGUAUGCAAAACCGAAAAAAAUUAGAGUCUGCGUCGGGACCUGGAACGUCAACGGGGGGAAGCAGUUUCGAAGUAUUGCCUUUAGAAAUCAGACCCUCACUGACUGGCUUCUAGAUGCACCGAAGUUAGCUGGUAUUCAUGAAUUCCAAGAUCGCAAAAGCAAGCCUGUAGACAUAUUUGCUAUUGGAUUUGAAGAAAUGGUGGAGUUAAAUGCAGGAAACAUUGUGAAUGCCAGCACAACCAAUCAGAAGCUCUGGGCUGCUGAACUGCAGAAGACUAUAUCAAGAGAUUACAAGUACGUGCUGCUGGCUUCUGAGCAAUUGGUGGGCGUCUGCCUUUUUGUGUUCAUCAGGCCCCAGCACGCUCCUUUUAUCAGGGAUGUUGCUGUUGAUACUGUGAAGACUGGCAUGGGAGGAGCCACUGGUAAUAAAGGUGCAGUAGCAAUUCGGAUGUUGUUUCAUACAUCCAGUCUUUGCUUUGUCUGCAGUCAUUUUGCUGCAGGGCAGUCACAAGUUAAAGAGAGAAAUGAAGACUUCGUAGAAAUAGCUCGCAAGCUCAGUUUUCCAAUGGGAAGGAUGCUCUUUUCCCAUGACUAUAUCUUUUGGUGUGGUGACUUUAAUUAUCGAAUAGAUAUUCCAAAUGAGGAGGUUAAGGACCUAAUACGACAACAGAACUGGGAUCCCCUUAUAGCAGGAGACCAACUUAUCAAUCAGAAAAAUUCUGGACAGAUUUUUAGGGGAUUUUUGGAAGGGAAAAUAAAUUUUGCUCCUACAUACAAAUAUGAUCUGUUUUCUGAUGACUAUGACACCAGUGAAAAAUGUCGCACACCAGCAUGGACAGAUCGUAUUCUUUGGAGAAGAAGAAAAUGGCCUUUCGACCGAUCAGCUGAAGACCUGGAUCUUCUGAAUGCUAGUUUUCACGAUGACAGUAAUGUCCCUUAUACAUGGAAUCCUGGUACUUUGUUGCACUACGGAAGAGCAGAGCUGAAAACGUCUGAUCAUAGGCCUGUGGUUGCAUUAAUUGACAUCGACAUAUUUGAAAUUGAAGUAGAAGAGAGACAAAAAGUUUAUAAAGAGGUGAUCGCAAUGCAAGGACCACCUGAUGGUACUGUAAUGGUCUCCAUCAGAAGUUCUUCGGCAGAAGAAAACUAUUUUGAUGAUAACUUGAUUGAUGAUCUUCUGCAAAAAUUUGCAAGCUAUGGUGAAGUUAUACUUAUAAGAUUUGUGGAAGACAAGAUGUGGGUAACAUUUUUGGAAGGAAGCUCUGCUUUGAAUGUUAUGAAUUUGAAUGGCACUGAGCUACUAGGAAGGAUUAUAAACAUAAGCUUGAAAAAUCCAGAUUGGAUCAGAAGUUUGGAAGAUGAAAUGAAUCUAGAGAAGAUUAAUAUUGGGCUGCCUUCAUCAACAAGCUCCACUUUGCUUUGUGAAGAUGCUGAGGUUACUGCAGACUAUGACAUGGAAGGAGACAUUGAUGACUAUAGUGCUGAAGUAGAAGAAAUCCUUCCUCAGCAUCUACAGCCAACUUCAAGCUCUGGUCUUGGAACUUCCCCAAGCUCUUCACCGCGUUCCAGUCCCUGUCAAUCCCCUACGCUCUCAGAUGGACCUGCACUCCCAGUGCGACCGAGCCGAGCACCAACAAAAACUCCUGGACCACCUGUUUCCACACACACUGAAUUUCAGCUUGGUACCCAGCAGAAAGAGUCUUCUCAGAGCUUGGAGCCUAAGCGUCCUCCACCACCUCGCCCUGUUGCUCCUCCUGCACGCCCCGCUCCACCACAGAGGCCGCCUCCACCAUCAGGUCUUGGAGCUCCUCCCAGUCCUGGGGUAGCUAGGAGAGAAGUAGAAGUUCGUAAUCAGCCUCCACCUUCAACUGGAAUUCCAAGCACAGGAACUGCUGGAUAUGGUACAACCAGACCGACUGUUCCACCUCGAGCUGGAGUUAUUAGUGCACCACAAAGCCAUGUCCGUCCCUCUGGGGGAAGACCAGCACCUGAAACUCAGACCAAACCAGCUGAACCACCAAGGGGCUCACCAUUGCUUCCUGAACCACUAAAGCCUCAGACUGCUGGACCUGCUCAGCCCACCACUCAGCCACUGCCUGUGCUGAGAAUGCAGGAACCUCUGAUACCUGUGGCAUCGCAUCCAUCUCAGACAAGUGCCCCACAAAGUCUGGAACCCCCACAACCGCCUCCUCGUAGCCGAUCAUCUCACAGUUUGCCUUCUGAAUCUGCUCCUUCACAGCAGCAAAUUAAAACAAAUGGAACAUACGGCACUAAACUUGAAACACAGUUAAACAGUGACCCUUUUGAAGAUUUGUCAUUUAAGCUGCUUGUGUCAAAGAUGCAGACGUCUGUUCGAACAUCACCUGUUCUGACUUCAAACCAAAAGGAGUUGUUACAGUUGCCUUCAGCAACACAAAGAAAUGCUGAUAUUUUGAAUACUGUAAAUUGCAUGCCAGCAAUGCCUCCUAUUCCAACCUUUAACACAUCCCAGGAACAUAAGCGCAGCUCUCCAAAUCCAUUUAUUACUGGACUGAACUGCACAAAUCCAUUCACUGAAAGAACUCCUAAUGCUGGAAACCCAUUUAGAACAGAAACGCAGGAGUCUGAAAUAACUUCACGUUUACUAGAAGGACGUGCUGCUUGCAAUCCUUUCCCUUCUCUAAACCCCCCAAUUGUAAUACAAGCAAGCCUGUAUUUUCUGUUGAUGCAUCUGAAAACACUUUUUGCUCGCGAAGUAAAUCUCUCAUGGUAAAAAAUGUACAGCCAAAAGGAUGGGUAACGUUUGAGGAGGAGGAGGAGAAUUUCAACGUAAAGCUAAAG
Messenger RNA from Gymnogyps californianus (California condor), 4544 nucleotides. It is a transcript of the gene SYNJ1, whose product is annotated as synaptojanin 1. Gene Ontology annotation, molecular function: phosphatidylinositol-4,5-bisphosphate 5-phosphatase activity; RNA binding. Bases 130 to 4476 code for a protein of 1448 amino acids. NCBI's taxonomy places the organism in Eukaryota, Metazoa, Chordata, Aves, Accipitriformes, Cathartidae. The transcript has 28 exons. The record is from RefSeq and is a predicted model, not a curated record. Gene Ontology annotation, cellular component: presynapse; perinuclear region of cytoplasm. Gene Ontology annotation, biological process: brain development; synaptic vesicle endocytosis; phosphatidylinositol dephosphorylation.